AUGUCUUACAACUAUCAAAAAUUCCUCAAGAACAACCACUACUCCAAUGAUCCGGAGAACUCACAGCCACCACCUUUGAGUCAGCCUUAUGUUUCCCACUUUGAGUCCAACCGGCAGCACAAAUGUGGUCUAUAUCAGCUCAAUGACGUUCCGACUCGGUCCCAGGCUCCUUGUACACAUGGUACUCAGGCCAAAUGGGGUGAAGUCCAGCAGCUCCAUCAGCAGGUUACAGACCUAGUGUCCAUGGUCUCUUCUCUGCCUUCCAUCACGAUCAAACCUGACCCUGAUGCACCUAGCGAGGUUGCCACAGGGCCAGAGAACAGCCUCCCCACGCCACCUUCAGUGCCUGCUCUCAUCAGGGGCCACAACACGGUCUCCAGCCUCCAGUUCAACAACAAUCCCAACCUAAAACUCCACCUGGAUGACUACAGCCCCUGUAGCUACAUGUGGACUGUCUCUGACUGGGGUCUCCAUGUUGAUGCACAAACUCUCGCCACCAAAAUGCAAGGUGGCCAUCUGAAGGGGAUUCAGGGCCAGUCGGCGCAAUUGAAGAGCAUCAACAUUUGCAACACGUACUUUGUCAAUAACCUAACUGUGCACUCUAAGAUGAAGGCCACGUGGUUUACCCUUCUCAAGCACCAUCGCAGUGUGCUCCUACCCCAGACCUGGGGUCAGAUGGACAGUGGUACUCUGACUUGGUUUAUUGCAGCUAACUGUCGUGUCUCCCCAGUGCUCUGGUUGUGCAGUGACAAUUGGAAGCUGCUGGAGCUGGGGAAGCACUAUUACUCCAGGUGGCGGGACCAAUAUGCACCUUGGUUAAAGCCGGGGUCAGGCAACAAUGACAAGUCUGUUUGCCUAUCAAAGCAAGGCAACACAAAAAACACCACGGCCAGCUCUUUGAGGCGCACAAGGUCCAGUGAUGCUGCUGAAAACAUCCCUUGCACCUCAAUUGGCUCUGUGCCUGGCCCUUCAAAAUGCACAAGGACCAACUCAAGUGAGAGCGUGGCUACCUCGUCUUCCUCACUAUCACACGACUCUUCAAUGUUGGCAAGCAGCUUUGAUGUCCUGGAAAGUGCAGAUGACGCUCUAGCACUUUCCACUCCACUGGCUGAUGCGCUCGCCAAAUACCCUUCGAGCAAUGUGUUGCCGUUCACCGUGAAAGGGAAGGAGAAAGCCAAGGCAGGCAAGAUCUCUCCCUCUCUCCCAGCUCCCCACCUCAUUGCGACUCCAGCCAAGGCAGUGACCCCGACCCCAACACCCAGCAACACUCCUCAGCCAACUUUGGGGGAAGCACCUGCUCCUGCCUUUGCCCAGCCUCUAACCGAGCAGACAACAUUGACUCCGAUGGCCAGUGGCGCUCCUCAACUGGUCAUCAAGACUGUUGGGGAAUCUAUCCCAAUUGCACCAGAGGGUAAUACACCAGCAAGUGGAUGA
This is a messenger RNA of Coniophora puteana RWD-64-598 SS2, 1434 nucleotides long. RefSeq lists its product as uncharacterized. Lineage: Eukaryota; Fungi; Basidiomycota; Agaricomycetes; Boletales; Coniophoraceae. The transcript has 7 exons. The coding region runs from base 1 to 1434 and encodes 477 amino acids. The record is from RefSeq and is a predicted model, not a curated record.